Molecule: messenger RNA, 1662 nt
Organism: Mesocestoides corti
Lineage: Eukaryota; Metazoa; Platyhelminthes; Cestoda; Cyclophyllidea; Mesocestoididae
Source: the annotation of a GenBank genome assembly
AUGUCUCUGUCUGACAUUUCAGAUAAUCUUGGUGAGGGGGAGGCAGAAGUGGUUCGUGUGGAUGGUGAGUGGGAACUUGUGCCUACCUGUGAGGUAGACGAUGUGGAUGUGUUUGAGAAAGAUGAAGAAUAUUGCGAGGAUGCUGCUCCAGGUGGUAUUGGCGACCAAAGCAUGGUGGACGAAUCUGGUACUUGCAUGAUUUGUUUCGAGUCGUGGACCACAUCGGGCCCCCAUCGUAUUUGCUGUCUUCGCUGUGGACACUUAUUUGGCAGGAGUUGUGUAAUAAAGUGGCUGAACAUGCAAGGUGCCAAGGCUGGCAAGUGUCCUCAGUGCAAUGCGAAGGCACAGACGAGGGACAUUCGGGUGUUGUUUUGUAAGAAGAUAACGGCCGUAGAUACGACGGACAGGGAUAGAGCGCUGCAUGACUUGGAGGUUGAGAGGAAGCUGCGGAAGAAGGCGGAAUUGGAGUUGUCGGAGUGCAAGUUCAAGCUUCAGUUAGCGUCGUGUGAUGCGGAGCAGCUUCGUGCUGAACUAACUGAUCUCAGGACCAUUGUCGCAGGUUUUAAAUCUGUGGCGAGGUCAUCAGUCAGCACGACGGAGUCAAAGAAGUUAGGAGAGGGCAACUCGGACGUCGGUGGAUAUGGUUUGGAGAAGUGUAUUUCGAUGUCGGCGGUGCAUAGCGGUGAAAUGCGACCACUGAAAUACAUCCACCUUCACCCGCAGCCGAUUCGCGACCUGGCCUUCCAUCCGGACCAGCAAGAUGCCAUAGUUGCCUCCGCCAGCUUAGACAAGUCACUGAAGCUCACCAGUCUGCUCGUUGAUCAGGUCGUUCAGACGUACUCGUGCCCAGCACCGGUUUGGAGUUGCUGUUGGGCCUCGCCAAGUCCCAAUUAUCUGUUCGCGGGCUGUGCAAACGGCACCGUUCUCCUGUUCGACAUCAGGGUCACAUCAAGAGAGGUGUCUGUGAUCAGCAUAUGUGAGUCGAGCUCGGCACCUGUCACCGCCCUGCAGUACAUCCCACCAGAGCACGAGAAGUCAGGCUUCUAUCCGGGUGGACUGUUGGCUGGACAGUUGACGCAGGUAACAUUUCUGGAGGAGGAGGCGGAGGGAAUGGUGAAUCGUGGUGCUGGUGAGGAGGUCGCCUUCAGGGCCCACCCACUGCCACUGGAAGGCAGUCUGGUGUCGUUGUCGUGCUUGGGCACUCGGCGAAGUCUCUUCCUCGCCUCGUAUCGACCGUCGACGCGUGUGCCCCGAGUACGGCACCUGUUCUCGGAGCUGACAGUGACACGAAGUGGCGCAGACCACCCCUGUUCGUGCGAUUGCAAGGAGAUAGUGAGCCUGUUCGGUGGCACGCAGAUGCGCAUGCUCUCGCGAGCCCGUGUGUUCCACCAGGAACAAUCGAAUCAAAUUCUGGCGGUGGCAGGAGAUGAUGACACGGGAGGGGCACUUGUGUGGAGUUGUGAGACAGGAUCUCGUCUUCAGACUCUCCACUUGCCUACUGUGUGUCCAUCGCCUGGUCCCGUGAUCGACGUGUGUGCUUUCAACAAUGGACAGCAUCUUGCUCUGCUCACUGAUCAUGUGGUGAAUGUAUUUCGAUGGUCGCAGUCCUCCACGGGUGCCACGGGGGACUCCGGGAUUGCCGUUGUUGAGUGCGGUGGGUAG